CGACGAAGGGAAUUUUCAACAGCUGAGGAGGCGUAGCUAGCCACGGCUAGCACUUGUUAAAGUUUGGAGAUGGAUGUGAAGAAACAUACACACUGAGAGUGCUUCUUCUACGUGAGUGACCUUGAACUGUAUGCAGGUGGAAGCCAAGGAACAGUAUUCAACUCGGCAUUAACAGAGACAAAAACAAAAUCUCCUCCUGACUUCAUCUUUCAUGACAGAGAUCUGUUUGUCUGGAGACAAGGUAGGCUUUGAGCCUUCACCAGAGAUGGCUGUACAAAGAUAUCCGUGUAAGCUGGAGCCUCGCUAUGUCAACUGAAAGCACCGGGCACCUGCAUUUCUGGUUUAGAGGAUGUGCUUCUGGUUGGAUGCAAAGUCUCAUUCCUCUCCCAUCUCCCCCGAGCAUUAAAAUACAGCAAUAGACAGUAAAAUAUGGUGAUCAAAAAUGGUGCUUGAAUAUGGCAUCUUGGUGUGGGUUGUACCUAUACAGGUCAGGCUCUCUCAGAAACGUGUAACAGCUGACUGAUAGUCUGCUGAAAAUAAUGGAUGCCAAGUUAAAAGAGGACCUGUUUCGGAGGUAUGUGACGACACUGGAAAGGCGCCUGGAGGAGGGGGGUGGAUAUACAGGGACUGGAACUACACCAGAGGGAGACAGAAGCAGACACAAGGACAAUGAGGCUCUACUUUCCACAGCUACAGCUCUGCUGGGAGCCUACCAGCCAGAUCCUGGACAGCGAUUUCGCCUGGUGCGUUUCUAUGAGAUGGUGGAGAACUCCCUCCACUACCAGAGGGGAGGUAACCUCAAGAGCCUGGAGAGAGCCUUCCGCACCCUGGAAACCAUUUGCACCAAUCUCUUGCUUUUCCCUUGGAAGAAGGAGUUCAGAUGUAUAAAGACCUUUACCGGCCCAUAUGUCUACCAUCUGCAGUCUGCCAUUUGUGAUGCUGAACUCCGAACUCUAAUGCGCACCAUCGGAUAUGCCUGUGAUCACGAUUCACAGUUCCAUUUGCAGGAGCAGCCAGGCAGCGUAAAUCAUCUCCGCCAGUUGGCGUUUGAGCUUUUCCUAGCCCAGGCAGAGUGUCGGCUUCUGGCGGAGGUGGUGGCUUUGGCCCGGGGUUCAGCCUCGGAGCUGGAGGCUGUGGAACUCCGCAGAGGUAGCCGAGAUGAUGCAGCUGGUUGUGCAGAGGCGCUCCGCAGGCGCGACAGCCUUGGGGCAGACAUGGCUCGGCUGACUGUGCGGCCACUGGAUAUAGAAAGGCCUCAUGCCCAUCACCUGAGGCGAGGUAGCCGGCCCUCCAAGUCUGUGGAUGUUACAGAUGGAGCUGGCCACUGGCACGCAGCUGCUAGCAAGCCCGUUUUGAAGACCUCGUUGAGUUUAAGGAAGGAGCCUCUGUUUGUGGAUGCAGGGGAGGAUAUGAAGGAUGAGAUCAUCAGGCCCAGCACCUCAGCAUCUUUUUUCUCAAUUGCAGGUCCACCCUCCUAUAGCCCAGUUGCUGACUUUUUCCCAAUUCAGUCACCCCCACCAGCUGAUCCAUAUACAUCCUACCAUCUGUCCUCGUUGGAUGAGAUCGACUUGUACACAGAGAGGGGGGGUGCUGGGACAGGAGGAAGGCAAACCCCAUCUCGACCACCAUCCAGGGAACCUCGAGAUACGAAGGACGGGUGGUUGCUCAAAGCUCAUGGUAGUGUGAAGUGUCAGGGCUGUGGGCUGGGCUGUUCCACAAUGGCUGCCUGCCAAAGGUGUGACAUGAUUCUUUGCACUGCCUGUCAUGAUCUGGACCCCUCCCCUUGCUGUGGCCUCCAAGACUACCACCCCAAAUCUCCACGACCCGUUGAUGGAUACAUUCCUGUUAAGGAAAAGCUCUCCGUCUAUUCUAACACUCAUUCUCACUCCCAUCUCCAUCCACAUCCCCUAACACUGACCCACUCACUUUCUCAUCCCCACCCUCACCCCCAGAUGGUGGAGAAACCCUUGAUGUCCACCAAGCUGUUUCCAAGCAAGCCUGUUGCUUUAACAACACCAAAGGGGGGCAUCAGCGAAAGAGUAAGCAUGGGGGGACCCAGAUGUGGGUUUUGCAACAAGCCAGGUGCAUCACACACCUGUGUGAAUUGCUCCAAGGUAUCAUGUGACUCAUGCAUGGGCUUGUAUGGAAGUGACAUGUGCACGCGAAAGAAUCCUCAGCACAGCUUUGUGCCUAACCAUCAGCUCAACUUCAAAUCUGGCACCAUAUCUCACCUGGUGUACCGGUGAAUUAGGUAGAUUGACUAAUCCCAUCUCCAAUCAACCUGCAGUGUGUAGUCUUGCACUAUUGCUUUAGCUUUCUUCAUGCUUUAGCAGUUUAUUCACUGUCCUCCCUUUUAUGUGAUGGUCCUUCUCGAGCCCCGUCUUGUACAUUUCUGCUUACUGUCAGUAGGGCCAUGGAAUGCACAUGCCACAGAGAGUCAUAUCGUCUGCCCAUCUCUCUGCCUUGUACAACUUCAGGCGUUUUAUUUAUUUCUUCAUUUUACCUUGCAACCUGCUCUGAAGUAUUCAUCUGAUGUUGUAGCGCUUCCCAGUGUCCUCAUAUUUUUAUCCUGUUCAAAAGGGAAACUGGAUUAGAGUAUAAUUCCAUAUAAUUUUGAAUGAAAUUGUCCAAAUGAACAUAAUAUACUUUGCCUAACUUCUCAGAUAAAAAUUCCUCUAAUAUAUAAAUAUAUAGUAUAUAUGUAUGUGUGUCUGAGAUAGAGUGUGAGCGUGUGUGUGGAAAAAGACCUCUGAGCUAGCAUUGGCAUAAAAGAAAUGUUUUUAAACUGAAAAAAUGUUAGGAAAAGAAAAAAACAUACACUGGAAGUCAAUAAAUGAAUAGUAUAUAUAUUUUUAAUCUAUUCUCUAGAUCAAUGUGAGACUGUUAAAAAGUCACGAGGUCUGCCAUUGGAAUUAUUUGUGUAUACAUCGUAUGUAUGUGGAUGUGGGGUGGGAGAUAUCGUGAAGGGUCAUACUGAGACAAUGGUCAGACGCCAUAUGUUUUACUUAAAAGAUUAUGCCUUGUAAAUUAACCCUGAAUCGUUUCUGAUGAUAUGACUGAGGUUUAAAUGCUGCUGUUGACUCAACGUUAAACAAGUGUGGUGUUGUUUUUUAUUUUUAACAGUUCUGUCAGCCCUAAUCUUGCCAUUUUAUAACACUCCUUAAGCCUCCAUUGUUCAUGUACUCCUUCACCACAUCGGUGGUUUCCUGUCAGUCUCAGGUGGGGUCACAGGAAGCCUCAUGCUUGGCCACAAGUCAAGUGAGAGCAGAAUGCAAGAGCUCAUUGAUCGGUUGUAGGCAGUAUGAAAGUUUAGACUCUUAGCAUUGUUUCUGUCUACCUCAGAUGGCAUCAGCCUAUACAUCCAGUUUGACAUUGCUUCAAAUAUGCCCUCAGACCUGGAAAAAAGUAUUGAACGAACACGUUUUUUCUUAUUUGCCACGUGUAUGUUAACCAAGCAGAAACUAUCCCCUCUUAAAAUCACCUGAAUCCUUCACAUUCAGAGGUUUCUGUGUCUGAAUCUUUUGAUUUACACAAUUCAGAAGACUGGAGAGAAGAAAGGAGGGGAAAAAAAGCAAUGAAAUCUGAUUUUUUUUUUUUUUUUUUUUUAAUAAAUAGUGGCUUUACAACAAGACAAGUUUAAACUUUAGUAUUUUUUAAAUAGUAUUGUGAAAAGGUAAUAAGAUCCUGUAGUCUUGUUUUGUCCAAUUUAUAAUAACAUUCGUAUUUACUUUCCACCUUCUUUUAGGAUAAAAACAGAAACCUGGCUUUCUUAAACCCAAACAGAAUGGAAUAUCACUGCAAACAUCAGCAUGGGAAAUUCUUCAUGAGAAGAGUUAAAUAUGUGCUUGGUUUGAAUGGACAAUAAUUGGUCAGCAUCCAUUAUGAUCAUAUUUGCCCCUCAUCCUAAUAAAGAGAUUGUAAAAUAAAUAUGAAUGUUAAAACUUUUGAUAAAACGAGACUAGAGGUGGCUGAGACUUUCACACAGGCAUUGCAUGUUUUAUGGUCAUAUUAAGCUUUUUUGUUUUGUUUUUAAAAAAUGCUGUUUCAGGUUGUAUUUUAGCAUAGGUUGUCCCCAGUUUGACUAAUUGGGAAAAGACAAAAAACGCUUCACUGUUCAGUAAACCACUGAACAGACACAAAGCUGAUAAUGAAAGUUUACAGCUCUUCACAUGCACAUGUUGAUUUGAAUUUUUUCACUUGAGUACUUCCAUGUACUGCAGCAUUGUGUCAAGAGUUUAGAUCAACCAGAGCUCUGAUCAUUUCUUAGCUAGCUAGUGUUAAUGACCGUGUAAGACACUAAAAGACCCCUAUAUCUGACAGCUACUUGUUAGAGGGGAUUUAGUAAUGAAUUAAACUUAUUCAUUCAUAUGCUUGAAAAGCUUAUCCAUUAUGUCGACGUAUACCCUGCUUACAUACUGAUGCCCAUAUUUUCUGGGUACUUUUAGUGUUAGACACCAUGUAAGAGCAGAACUAUUUUAUCUUGCAGUUCAUGGUCACCAAGGGCUAAUUCUUAAUGCCAUUUCAUAAAAAAAAAAAAAAGAGAAAACAGGUCUGGUUUAUUUUGACAGAUCACAGAGGCUACUGUAGCCUUCAUGUUCUGUCAGGAAUAACCGCUAAAUGCCUUAAACUCGUUCCGCUCUAUCAUCGCACAUCAUUUGUUUUUCAUGUUGUCAUUUACCCUGUAUUGUGUCUUUCCUAUCAGUGGAUUAAACAUUAACCUGUGCUUGUCAGGUUUCACAAACUAAAUUCCCUUUUGGGAAAUUAAUUAAAAACUGAAAAUGAUAGAUGGGUUUCUAAGUCAGAGCACAACAGGUUACAUAUGAUGUACUCCUGUACAUGGAUUAAAAGUGUAUUUGUAAUUUGGUUUUGCUUGGAAGUUUAAUUGGUUUUACUCUGGAUUGUUUACAGAUUUUUCUUUGUUUGCUUUACAUGUAUAAUUAUAUAAACUGGAUUUAAGGGAAUAGUAUUGCAUUGUGCUAUGUUUCAAUGAUAAUCUUUGAAAGGACAAAUAAAGAGGCGGUCAGAUCAUGCAUCCUAAAGUAGCCUCCUCUCGUGGCACAGGGAGUACUUUUAAAAGUCUGUGGUCAAGACUGACAUUCUGCACCACCUUGACUGCAGUAAAAAUGAAGAAUCCUCCGACUGAAGACACUGUUCUGUCAUCAUUUGUUGGUCAGGGUCUACUUUCUUUCAUUAUUUUGCAACAUUCUCCUAUCUACAAUCAGUUUAAGGGUCUUAACAGUCCCCACCCAGAAAAGAGCCAGAUUUCUAUAUAAUUUUAUUCAACUCAACAUAAGUCACUGGCUGUGAUACAGUGGUCCUAACAUAGGAUUGCAAAGGAAAUGGAACUCUUCAUCACAUCUUCAUAGAUGAUAUGCAACAUCAGCUGUGAACACUGAAGGACCCAAACUUCACCAAGAAGUUAUCUGACCUGUACUUUCCUGUAAGCAGCCUCAGUGUUGCGUCUCCAGUCCAGUCUGUUGUCGUAAUCAUAUGAUAAUAAUUGAAAAGGGGAUGUUUUGAUACCAAUGUUAUUCCUUGACAGAUGUUCUUGGGUCAACUUAAGCGAAUUUGAGUGUUCAAAGUCUUCAGUGACCUUAGGGGAAUUGUGCAAUUUUUCUGUUGAAUUAAGUCUCUCUGAAUAUUUGAAUGAUAUAUCAUAGAUGUAUUUAAUUUGCUCAGUUUGCAAAUCAUACCAGCAACAAGGAUGAUUUUUAGAAGCAUUGAGCCAUGUUGCAAGAGCGAUCAUGUUGCCAAAUGAAGAACAAAUAUCUCUGGAAGAGAAAAAAAAAAAAAAACGAAAUCCUGUGGCUUGCCUGGAUGUACAGCUGAUCUGUUUUUUUUUUUUGUUUUUUUUUUUAUUCUGCAAAAAGUUUAGCCUUGUAUCUGUAGAUGCCGGCCUUUUUCAGAAACCUAGGAAGAAAGUCAUCAGCAUAGAUACAUAACUCACACGCAAUGUGAUGUGGAUUUGACUUCAAACAGUGAACUGAUAGCGUGUAGGUCACUAAAAAGGGCUAAACAGUCUUGAGGGCUGCUGUCAAGUUGUGGGCUCACUUUCAAUACUUUAAUGAUAAAUGGACUUGUCAUAGAUAAAUAUCUCAUCUGGAAGUCAAAAGCAUUCAUUGCUGAUUGUGGUGAUAGUUAUUGAAAAGGUAAAGGUCAUGGAAUACAUCGAGCUAUUUUAACAUGAUUGGUUUAAUGCACACCGUAAACACUCAAGUCAUUGUGGAAGUCAGUACUCCCUUUACCUCUUUGUGUGGUUAUCUUACUGAUAUUAACAGUUGUGGUGUAGUUAGGGAGCCUCUUUACCAUUCUCUGUUUCUGUAACCUUUCUUUUGGCAUGCUCUGUACAAGGCCCAUACCCAUAAACCAAAUCCCCACCUGCAUUGGCACUGAGGACUAUUGCACAAUGUCUAUGUGAAGGGGUAUGGACCUUAGUUCAAUGUAUGGGCAUAAAUCAAGGUGGAAAGGGAAAAUAGCCAAAACUGUUAAUAAACUGUUAAUUGGGUGUAUAUAUAUAUAUAUAUAUAUAUAUAUAUAUAUAUAUAUAUAUAUAUAUAUAUAUAUAUAUAUAUAUAUAUAUAUAUACACAUAUGAUAUGAAGAGAAUCGAAAUGUAAAUGAGAUUUUAUAAAUAAUUUAAAGAAUAAAAUUAUGAAAAAAUGUCGUGCUUUGAGUUUGUGGCAUUAUUGACCUGUUAAAUGCAGCUAGAAUGCAAAAAUGUGUGAUUGCACUAACAACGUAGGGAAUAUCCGCAUAAAAUCUUGCUGUUGUUGGUUUUUUUCAUCCACUUGUUACUUCUUUUUUUCUGUCUUCCAUGUUGUGGGGCAGCUCAAUACUGAGUUGGUUGAUUUUCCCAUCAUGAACAGUAGAUGGAGAUACAUACCAAAAGGUAGAAAGAAUAAAGCUUAU
This is a messenger RNA of Cololabis saira (Pacific saury), 6908 nucleotides long. RefSeq names its product spermatogenesis associated 2 (gene spata2). The record is from RefSeq and is a predicted model, not a curated record. The coding region runs from base 540 to 2246 and encodes 568 amino acids. The transcript is spliced from 3 exons. Gene Ontology annotation, cellular component: cytoplasm. Gene Ontology annotation, biological process: protein K63-linked deubiquitination; regulation of tumor necrosis factor-mediated signaling pathway; protein linear deubiquitination. Lineage: Eukaryota; Metazoa; Chordata; Actinopteri; Beloniformes; Belonidae.